GAAGAGACGCCGCUCACGCGCUGCAGCGUCAUCGAGGAGACGUUACCUGUUCACAGCUGCAGGCGUGAAGAGACGCCGCUCACGCGCUGCAGCGUCAUCGAGGAGACGUUACCUGUUCACAGCUGCAGGCGUGAAGAGACGCCGCUCACGCGCUGCAGCGUCAUCGAGGAGACGUUACCUGUUCACAGCUGCAGGCGUGAAGAGACGCCGCUCACGCGCUGCAGCGUCAUCGAGGAGACGUUACCUGUUCACAGCUGCAGGCGUGAAGAGACGCCGCUCACGCGCUGCAGCGUCAUCGAGGAGACGUUACCUGUUCACAGCUGCAGGCGUGAAGAGACGCCGCUCACGCGCUGCAGCGUCAUCGAGGAGACGUUACCUGUUCACAGCUGCAGGCGUGAAGAGACGCCGCUCACGCGCUGCAGCGUCAUCGAGGAGACGUUACCUGUUCACAGCUGCAGGCGUGAAGAGACGCCGCUCACGCGCUGCAGCGUCAUCGAGGAGACGUUACCUGUUCACAGCUGCAGGCGUGAAGAGACGCCGCUCACGCGCUGCAGCGUCAUCGAGGAGACGUUACCUGUUCACAGCUGCAGGCGUGAAGAGACGCCGCUCACGCGCUGCAGCGUCAUCGAGGAGACGUUACCU
This is a messenger RNA of Emiliania huxleyi CCMP1516, 642 nucleotides long. RefSeq lists its product as hypothetical. NCBI's taxonomy places the organism in Eukaryota, Haptophyta, Isochrysidales, Noelaerhabdaceae. The transcript has a single exon. The annotation marks the transcript as partial. The record is from RefSeq and is a predicted model, not a curated record.